Messenger RNA from Sinocyclocheilus anshuiensis, 2088 nucleotides. Its product is annotated as NADPH oxidase activator 1-like. The record is from RefSeq and is a predicted model, not a curated record. NCBI's taxonomy places the organism in Eukaryota, Metazoa, Chordata, Actinopteri, Cypriniformes, Cyprinidae. The transcript has 17 exons. Gene Ontology annotation, biological process: superoxide anion generation. Bases 304 to 1869 code for a protein of 521 amino acids. Gene Ontology annotation, molecular function: superoxide-generating NADPH oxidase activator activity; protein binding.
AAGAAAGUUCAAAUGGUUGCAACAUUGAGCUCUCAUUUCAUUACAAACAUCCAAUGAAUAUUAAAAGGACCAAAGGCAAGUGGAACCUGAUGUAUAAUCAUGAGGACUUCCUGAUGGCCUGUGGCAAGUGGGAGGGAACCACAGCUGUGUGUCACACUACAAAUAUCACUUCCCUGUGAGUUCACUUAAGAACUCUGGCUUACACCUGUUCAGGAGGCGCACUCAUUUUUUAAUGGUCGAUCACUUCUAGAAAGCAAUCCAAGUUCCUGACUUAUCUCUGUCAGUUUCUAUGCAGUGAGGGCCAUGCUGUACAUAGAGUUGAUCAGGCUGUGGGAUGAGGCUGUGCGGGCAAUAGACAGCCGGGACUGGCAGGGUGCUCUCACUAAACUCAACCAGAUCACAGAUCACAACUGUCGCACUAUGUUUGUGGUUGCUUCGACACACAUUGCCCUUGGUCAAGUGGACUUGGCCAUCAAGGCUCUCGACCAGGUAAUCGCAAAGGAUUCGUGUCUUGCUGUGGGAUUUUUUCAGAGGUCUGCUGUUCAUAUGAUGGCAAACAGGCUGGAGGAGGCAUUGACUGAUUGUAUAUGGGCUCAGAAAUACAUGAGGGAAAAUCCUGUUAUUGACUACAAACAGCUGGGUCUUCGCUAUAAAAUGUAUAGCUGGCAGGUCCUUUAUAAUGCAGCUGCCGUCCACUCUAGACUGCAACAAUGGGACAAAGCCAGAGAAAUUUUGAUGGCGGCCUCACAGGAGAGAGGAGCGGGCCGAAGCAACCUGAUAGACACAGCUCUAGAGGCUAUUUCUAGGAGAGAGGUUUUGGAGCCUCUCCUGGUUCCUGAAGGUGAAGUGUUCCGUCCCAGGAAACAGGAGGUAGACCAGCUUAAACCGAGGGACUUCUUGGGUGAAGCUAAGGUCAUCUCUUCUUUGAUUCCAAAUGAUGACUUCAGAGGCUUUGAUCCUCUCAGACCACAGAAACCAGGGUACUAUGAGCCAAAGGUAGAAGAUGGCCAGGACUCUCGUUACAUGAUAACGAAGAGCGCAUAUGUGGCGAAAGGGGCAGGGGAGCUAUCGGUGCCUGCAGGAGCAGAAGUGUUUUUGUACAGUGAUGAUGACAAGGACGGACUGGCAGUACUCAUUUAUGAUGGAAAGAGAGGUCUGGUUCCCAGUUUCCUGCUUGAACCGAUGGGCAAGAAAAACAAGGGUAAAAACAAGCGAAUUGAACUCGCCAAUGGCAUCCCAUAUCCACCAGCUCUACAACCCCCAAAUCGACCCCAAGGUCCAUCUCAACGGUCAUUAGAGUUGCACCCCUCCUAUGCCGGCACUGCCCACACAACUCCUCCUACAACCGGCAACUCCACCCACAUCCCUACGCAGCAGGCCCAAACUUCACCUCAGGAGCCUGGAUCAGCCAUAGUCAAGGUGCACUAUACAUACACCAUGGCUCUGAGAGUCCCUUUAGAAACUUCUUUCUGGGAUCUGCAAGACAAAAUCGCUCAGAAAUUAGGACAGCCCGCAACAACCGUUCGCCUCAGACACAGAAGGAACGGCACCAGAGCACUAACUCCAUUAAAUGGUGAUGAUAGACUGGAUAGCCUGGAGGGUGCGGCUGAAUCAGGACGUGCCCAAAUUUGGUGUCAGAAUGAGGACCCUCUGGUAAACAGGACUAUUCUCUAUCAGAUGGUGGCACUGUAUGACUACAAUGCACAAGGCCCAGAGGAUUUGGAAUUCAGUGAAGGUGACACAAUUGACAUUCUCAGUGAAGUGAAUGAUGAAUGGUUAGAAGGGCAUGUUGCUGGAAAUAUCGGCAUCUUCCCUCGAAGUUUUGCUCAUCAGGAUACAGACAGCAUCAGUCUGGCAUCAACAGAUUGACAAAGCCUCUAAACAUGUACAGUGGCUGUAUUAGCCUUCAGUGAAUAAGAACCUUCUCAUGUGCAUCGACACUCUUGAGGGGUCCAUCUGUUAAAAAUUACAGCAUUUAUCCGAAGUUUUUUUCUGUAUGCCAAAAUGUGACUUCACCUAUCUCAGUGAACAUACACAAUAACAAUCCCAAUACAUUUUGAGCAUAACUUUUGAAAGAUGAAAUCAAAA